This is a messenger RNA of Mastomys coucha (southern multimammate mouse), 1475 nucleotides long. RefSeq names its product transmembrane protein 82 (gene Tmem82). Lineage: Eukaryota; Metazoa; Chordata; Mammalia; Rodentia; Muridae. The transcript has 6 exons. Bases 44 to 1114 code for a protein of 356 amino acids. The record is from RefSeq and is a predicted model, not a curated record.
GCAGACCCGGCCUGAGGCUGAGGCUGGAUUCCUGGAGGCUGCCAUGUUCUCCCUGCCUUCCCUGUCCUCCUGGCUCCCCAACCUCCCUUCCUUUGAGUGGGGUUCCAGUCUCUUCGACAGCCUCCUGCAAGGCCUGAUCGGGGCCCUUGGAGUCUCGGUUCUCAACAGUCUCCUGAAAGUUUACUUCUUCGUGGCCUGUGUCAAUGACCCCCAGCGGCAGCCCCAAAAGCAGCGGCUGCGAGCGCAAUGGGCCUCGUUGGAAAUGGUGCAUCUGGCUGGUCUGGCCCUGUUCUUGACCGUGAUAGGGGCCCGGGUAGCCGCCCUCGUGGUCUUGGAGUUCUCCCUCCGGGCUGUAUCCACACUGUUGUCCCUGGGCAAGGGCACCGGGGACAAGGAGCGGCUCCAGCUCUUCCUGGUGUGUCAGUUCUCCCUGGGCUGUGGGCUAAGCUGUGGCCUGAGCUUCCUACAGGAAGGCGCCCCACACCGCUCCCUGAACCUGCUGCUGAGCCUGGGGCUGGCUGCACUCCUCGGUCUGGGUGCCCGGCGCCUAAACCGCCACAUCUGCAGCCUCUAUGAACUGCACAGCAGCCAGCGCUACUGUGGGGUCUGCUUGGGUCUGCUGGCCAGCCAGCACGGCAUGCCCAGGCUCCUGGGCCGCGCUCUGACAGUGGCCUUUGCUGUGAGUGAUCUGGCAGCUGUGGCCCUCAUCAACAAGGACUUCCUGAGUUCGUCAGAGGCCGUGCGAUUCUGGACCCCACUCACCAUUUGCUACACACUGCUGGUCAUCUACAUGCAGGAGGAGCAGCGGCAGCAUCGCUUCAGCCUACAGGGCCAGGUCCAGACGGUGCUGGUGCGCAUGGCUGGCCUCUUCCUUCUGUUGCUGACCGUGGGCCGCUGGCUGGAUCUCCUGGGUGUCUUUGUCUCCCUUUUGGGUGAGCUGUGGUGCUUAGCUGGUAUUCGCGCCUUAAUCGACCUCUGCCAGAUACAGGGCUUUCCACCCCAGAGGCCUACAGUAACAGUAGCAGUAACAGCAGAAGGAGAAUCAAGAUGGACAGGUCCAUGCGAGCCCCUGCCUUCCGCACCUGCCCCAGCCAGAAGCACGGUCCCCUCCUGACUUGCCCUGCGGAGGAUAUGAAGUCAGUUUCGGACCUGCAAGGGCUAACCAGCAAGGUCUUGACCACAUGAAGUGGCCUGAAGACUGAGUGCCAGAGCUGGUCCCCACCUAGACUUUUGGGCAGGCCAUGGGGAACUCUGGAGAAAACGGGUGGCCAGGGCAGGGGACCUAGAGAGGCAGGGACAUGAAGGCCUCUGAGCCAACCCCUUUCUCUCGAAGAUGGGAAGCUUCAUCAGACCCAGUUCUCCUGGCGGCAAGAGGACAGAGGACAAUUGUGACCUCAGAAUGGCCCCUGCCCGCCGGCCACCCCUCCCCCACCCUGCUCUCUCCAAAGACAAUAAAGGUGACUUUUCUCUCCCAA